Molecule: messenger RNA, 1146 nt
Organism: Suillus subaureus
Lineage: Eukaryota; Fungi; Basidiomycota; Agaricomycetes; Boletales; Suillaceae
Product: phosphatidylserine decarboxylase-domain-containing protein
Exons: 3
Coding region: 1-1146 (381 amino acids)
Biological process (GO): phospholipid biosynthetic process
Molecular function (GO): phosphatidylserine decarboxylase activity
Source: RefSeq, a predicted model, not a curated record
AUGAUUGCCGAGGCUCUCAAGGAGACCGUAGAGCGCUCCGAUCCGCAACAUCCUGAUAAUCGCAACGAUGUCACUCAAGGCAUCCAUGGCCAUUUACAUCACUUUGCGCCUGGCGGCUCUAGCCACCACUUGUGGUUGAACAAAUUCGUGCCUCAGCUGCAAUCCCUCGCGGCCAAGUAUCACGUCGGCAACUACGUCGCAAUUAGAGGCACCAAUGAACGAAUUUUUGAAAGCAUGCCGAUCUAUGCACGUUUGGGCAUGCAUAUCUUAUUUUAUGGGAGGGAGCAGGUCAAACUCUUGGAAGGAAGUAAGCGCAUCGAAGCACUCCUGAUGGAGCAGAGCAAGCGCGAGGGUCAGAUCUACGACUCCCCCGAGUCUAGAAGUCACAUCCCGUCAUUCAUACAUACCUACAACAUCGACACAAACGAGCUGCUAUAUCCGCCCGAAAGCCCAGCAUACAAGAAUUUCAAUGACUUCUUCUACCGGAAACUUAAGCCUGAAGCCCGCCCUGUGCAGAACCCUGAUCAUGAAUUCUGCAGCGCCGCGGACUGCCGGCUUGUCGUAUACCCUGCGGUACACGAUGCGCAGACUUUUUGGAUCAAGGGGGACGAAUUCACAGUUCCUGCCCUCCUAGGACUGGACAAAUCCGAUCCACUCUGCCGGGCGCUUGAAGGUGGCUCUCUCGCGUCAUUCCGCCUUGCGCCGUCAGAUUAUCACCGCUUCCACUCGCUUGCGGACGCCACUGUCAUUGGUGAACCAAGGAAUAUUCCUGGACAGUAUUUCACAGUCAACCCGCAGGCAGUCAACGAGAAACAUCUUGACGUGCUGUCUGCCAACAAGAGAUCAGUUCUCCUUCUAAACCACGACGCAACGAAUAAAAAGAUCGCAUUCGUUGCAGUCGGUGCCUUGCUUGUUGGAAGCAUCCAGUGGACCGUUUCGGCGGGUUCCAAGGUUCGGCGCGGAGAUGAACUUGGAUUUUUCGCGUACGGAGGCAGCACUGUCGUUGCUAUCCUUGAGCCGGGGGUGGUCGAGUGGGAUUCCGAUCUUGUGGCCAACUCCUCACCCCCGAAGCGGGGUCAACUUGGAACCGAGACUAUGAUGAAAGUUGGUUGGUCUAUUGGGAGGGUGCCAAAGGACAGGAAGUAA